ACAUCAGAUGGCAGGCGCCUAUGGAGGCAUGAUCCCACCGCAACAAGCAUAUUAAUUCGAGUUCGAGUUUUGUUUCGACCGUCUCUUGCGGGAAGCAAAGGAGACGUACCGGGGCGGCUGGCUUCCUCCUCCCUUUGUUCGCUCGUCAUCCCAUUUUCUUUGUGCCGUGUGCAUAUUAUGGCCGACCAGGUGCGACGAGAUGAUGAACGCAUUAGUAUAACUGGAGAGUGUGGCGUUGUUUUGGCAAGGAAGGUUAUUGAAUGUCUUUUGUUCCUGUUUAUUUUUUUUACUCUAUCUUAUUACUUAAAUAUGUUUUGUUUGAUUCUAUCUGGGCGAUUUCUUUGUUCUCACCAUGCAUCGGGGUGACCACCAAGAGGCACGCCACUUUGCUUGCGACACUUAUUGAUUGUGACUUGAAUUCAGCGACUGGCGAAUGAGACUAAUUGGA
Messenger RNA from Aspergillus candidus, 448 nucleotides. RefSeq lists its product as uncharacterized. The transcript has a single exon. Bases 178 to 366 code for a protein of 62 amino acids. The record is from RefSeq and is a predicted model, not a curated record. Lineage: Eukaryota; Fungi; Ascomycota; Eurotiomycetes; Eurotiales; Aspergillaceae.